Otolemur garnettii (small-eared galago) is the source of this 2463-nucleotide messenger RNA. It is a transcript of the gene PLA2G4D, whose product is annotated as phospholipase A2 group IVD. The record is from RefSeq and is a predicted model, not a curated record. Bases 1 to 2463 code for a protein of 820 amino acids. The transcript is spliced from 20 exons. Gene Ontology annotation, molecular function: calcium-dependent phospholipid binding; calcium ion binding. Lineage: Eukaryota; Metazoa; Chordata; Mammalia; Primates; Galagidae. Gene Ontology annotation, cellular component: cytosol. Gene Ontology annotation, biological process: glycerophospholipid catabolic process.
AUGGACAGUCUGUCACCCGGGGAACCACUUGACCAUCCUCACCAGGGGGAGGCCUCUGCCUGCUGGUGCCUCACUGUAAGGGUCCUGGAGGCUCGGAACCUGCCCUGGGCUGACAUGUUGAGUGAGGCCGACCCAUACGUGGUGCUACAGCUGCCAACUGCCCCAGGCAUGAAAUUUAAGACCAGAACAGUCACCAACUCCACUCAUCCUGUGUGGAAUGAGACCUUCAGUUUCCUAAUCCAGAGUAAGGUCAAGAAUGUUUUAGAGCUUAGCAUCUAUGAUGAGGACUCAGUCACAGAGGAUGACAUCUGCUUCCACAUUCUCUAUGACAUCUCAGAGGUCCUCCCUGGUGAGCUGCUCCGGAAGACCUUCUCCAGGCAUCCCCAGGGAGAGGAGGAGCUGGACGUGGAGUUCCUGAUGGAAAAAACGUCGGACCACCCAGAAAACCUUAUCACCAACAAUGUUCUUGUGGCUCGAGAGCUGUCAUGCCUUGAUGUGCAUCCAGACCUCACAGGGGGUGCUGCUGUGGUCACAGAUCAGGAUAAGCUGGAGCUGGAGCUGGAGCUGAAGGGCUCAUAUGAAGACACACAGACAUCCGCCCUGGGCACAGCUUCUGCCGUCCGCUUCCACUACAUGGCAGCCCAAGAGACAGAGCUGCGUGGGCAUCUGAGGAGUUCCACAGGCAAUUUCUGGAACCAGGAUAACUCAGCAGCUAAUUGGCACUUCACCAUGCCUGUGAGGUCCUUGGCUGAGGGGAAGGAAGUGACCAUUGAUGUUCCUGCUGCAAAUGCCCCAGGAGUGAAGCUGCAGCUCAAGGCAGAGGGCUGCCCCAAGGACUUAGACUUGCACCUGGGCUUUGAUCUGUGUGCAGAGGAGCAGGCCUUCCUGAGCAGGAGGAAGAAGGUGGUGGCCGCAGCCCUGAAGAAGGCCCUGCAGCUGGACAGAGACCUGCAGGAGGAUGAGGUCCCUGUUGUGGGCAUUAUGGCGACAGGAGGAGGUGCCCGGGCCAUGACUGCACUCUACGGCCACCUAUUGGCCCUGCAGAAGCUGGGCCUUCUGGACUGUGUGACCUACUUCAGUGGCACCUCAGGCUCUACAUGGACAAUGGCUCACCUAUAUGGGGACCCUGAGUGGUCACAUAGGGACCUUGAGGGUCCCAUCAGACACAUCCGAGAGCACCUUGCCAAGAGCAAGCUAGAACUCUUCUCCCCAGAGCGCCUAGCAGGCUACCGCCGGGAGCUGGAGCUGCGGGCUAAGCAGGGCCACCCUACGACCUUUGUGGACCUGUGGGCCCUGGUGCUGGAGUCCAUGCUGCAGGGCCAGGUGAUGGAUCAGAAGCUGUCAGGACAGAGAGCUGCCCUGGAGUGGGGUCAGAACCCUCUGCCCCUCUACUUGGGCCUCAACGUCAAGGAGAACAAUCUAGAGACGCUCGACUUCAAGGAGUGGGUUGAGUUCUCCCCCUAUGAGGUCGGGUUCCUGAAGUACGGGGCCUUCAUCCCUCCUGAGCUCUUUGGCUCUGAGUUCUUCAUGGGGAGGCUGAUGAGAAGACGGCCUGAGCCCCGCAUCUGCUUUCUGGAAGGUAUCUGGAGCAACAUUUUCUCCCUGAACUUGCUGGAUGCCUGGUAUGACCUCACCAGCUCUGGGGAGGGCUGGAAGCAGCACAUCAAGGACAAGAUCAGGAACAUAGAGAAGGAGCCCCCUGCCUCCUCCGGGACCUCCUCAUGGCUGGAGUCCUUGUGGCUGCAGCCGGGAUCAGCCCUGGCCCAGGCAUUUAAGGGCUUCCUGACAGGCAGACCGCUCCACCAGCACAGCCCCAACUUCAUUGGGGGCCUCCAACUGCACCAGGACUACUACAGCCAGAAAGCCUUCUCCACCUGGGCAGACUGCCAGCUAGACUCCAGACCCAGCCAGCUAACCCCCCAGGAGUCCCAGCUCUGCCUGGUGGACCCCUGCUACUUCAUCAACACCAGCUGUCCCUCCAUGUUCCGGUCGGGCCGCAGGCUGGACCUCAUCCUCUCCUUCGACUACUCUCUAUCCUCGCCCUUUGAGGCACUGCAACAGACUGAGCUGUACUGCCGGGCCCAGGGGUUGCCCUUCCCCCGAGUGGAGCCCAGCCCUCAGGACCAACACCAGCCCAGGGAGUGCCACCUCUUCUCUGACCCCUCCUGCCCUGAGGCUCCUCUCCUGCUGCACUUCCCACUGGUCAAUGCCUCCUUCAAGGACCACUCAGCCCCUGGUGUCCCACGCAGCUCCUCAGAACUCCAGGCUGGCCAAGUAGAUCUCACGGAGGCCACCUCCCCCUACACACUGUUCAACAUGACCUACAAGGAGGAAGAUUUCGACCGCCUGCUGCAGCUCAGUGACUACAACAUGCGGAGCAGCCAGGAUGCCAUUCUGCAGGCCCUGAGAACCGCUCUGAAGCACAGGGCCCUGAAGGCCAGGCCUCCAGGGGUGCAGACCUGA